This is a messenger RNA of Nematostella vectensis (starlet sea anemone), 1372 nucleotides long. RefSeq lists its product as uncharacterized. Bases 398 to 1186 code for a protein of 262 amino acids. The record is from RefSeq and is a predicted model, not a curated record. The transcript has 2 exons. Lineage: Eukaryota; Metazoa; Cnidaria; Anthozoa; Actiniaria; Edwardsiidae.
AAUAUGCUGAUAUCAUGACACAGUCAGCAGCCGUGCUAGCCUCUCUUGAAUGUUGUUGAAAACUAUCAAAGAAAUUGAUCUAUUUUUGCAUACAUCAGCCCCCUUAAAAUAAAUGCCUUACUACCCACUCAAACAGCAAAGGAAUACCUCACUACCCACUCAGUGUGGAAAAGGAAUACCUCACUACCCACUCAGUGUGGCAAAGGAAUACCUCACUACCCACUCAGUGUGGCAAAGGAAUACCUCACUACCCACUCAGUGUGGCAAAGGAAUACCUCACUACCCACUCAGUGUGGCAAAGGAAUAACUCACUACCCACUCAGCAGGCAAAGGAAUACCUCACUACCCACUCAGCAGGCAAAGGAAUACCUCACUACCCACUCAGUGUGGCAAAGGAAUGCCUCACUACCCACUCAGUGUGGCAAAGGAAUACCUCACUACCCACUCAGUGUGGCAAAGGAAUACCUCACUACCCACUCAGUGUGGCAAAGGAAUACCUCACUACCCACUCAGUGUGGCAAAGGAAUACCUCACUACCUACUCAGUGUGGCAAAGGAAUACCUCACUACCCACUCAGUGUGGCAAAGGAAUGCAUCACUACCCACUCAGUGUGGCAAAGGAAUGCAUCACUACCCAAUUAGCAGACAAAGGAAUACCUCACUACCUACUCAGUGUGGCAAAGGAAUACCUCACUACCCACUCAGUCUGGAAAAGGAAUACCUCACUACCCACUCAGUGUGGAAAAGGAAUACCUCACUACCCACUCAGUGUGGCAAAGGAAUGCAUCACUACCCAAUUAGCAGACAAAGGAAUACCUCACUACCUACUCAGUGUGGCAAAGGAAUACCUCACUACCUACUCAGUGUGGCAAAGGAAUACCUCACUACCCACUCAGUGUGGCAAAGGAAUGCAUCACUACCCAAUUAGCAGACAAAGGAAUACCUCACUACCUACUCAGUGUGGCAAAGGAAUACCUCACUACCCACUCAGUCUGGAAAAGGAAUACCUCACUACCCACUCAGUGUGGAAAAGGAAUACCUCACUACCCACUCAGUGUGGCAAAGGAAUACCUCACUACCCACUCAGUGUGGCAAAGGAAUACCUCACUACCCAAUUAGCAGACAAAGGAAUACCUCACUACCCACUCAGUGUGGCAAAGGAAUACCUCACUACCCACUCAGUGUGACAAAGGAAUACCUCACUACCCACUCAGUGUGGCAAAGGAAUGCCUCACUACCCACUCAGUGUGGCAAAGGAAUGCCUCACUACCCAAUUAGCAGACAAAGGAAUACCUCACUACCCACUCAGUGUGGCAAAGGAAUACCUCACUACCCACUCAGUGUGGCAAAGGAAUGCCUCACUACCCAAUUAG